Messenger RNA from Aaosphaeria arxii CBS 175.79, 320 nucleotides. RefSeq lists its product as uncharacterized. The transcript has a single exon. The record is from RefSeq and is a predicted model, not a curated record. Bases 46 to 306 code for a protein of 86 amino acids. Lineage: Eukaryota; Fungi; Ascomycota; Dothideomycetes; Pleosporales.
AUCAUACAGACAAGACACGGCGAAUCUGGGUAAAUGUAUGAAGUUAUGAGGCUUCUGAUAAUCGUUACGAUACGGCUUGCUUGGGGAUGGUUGCAGUGCAGUGCAGUGCGGUGUGGUGCGGUGCGAACACUAAAUCAUAGCACAGCACGGCACGGCACAGUACUCGUACAGCAAUCAAGUACUCCGUUACAACGAAAGGAACGACCAACAAAGCCUCCGAUGAACCUUCAUUUCCCCCACCUCACUCCCCCAUCCCGGAGUCUUCAUCUUAGUUCGUUCAUCUUCAUGCGGCUUACAACAACGUAGAUCAAAAGGUGGGU